AUGCCUCUCUUUGACAGUUUUUCCAAAAUCUUCGCCAGUCUGUCUCCGCAUCGCCCGCGUCACCGUGACCCUCUGGCCGACGAUCGCCAACGAACUCAGACCCAGCGCCGUCAUCUGCCCUCACGACACGAUCGCUCUCUCGCCCAGACUCGCGACGUUUCUGCUUCCCCGUCCCCGUCCAAAGGAAUACCAAAUCGGCAGAAUCAGUUCUCUUUACUAUCCGAAGACGAGGACGAGAACGAGAACGACCUGGACGAAUCUCCGCGCGAUACUGCUGCGCUCCCGCAGGUGUAUAUGCCCUCUCACCACGGCCCCUCCAGCGAGCCAAAGCUGAUUUCGAUUUCGCGCCGCGCCAGCUCGGGUGACGCCUCGCAGAUGUUAGCCAAAGAUCAGAGCCGGAAGCCUCGUGAAGAGCAAAGAGAGGAGGAUCGCUUACUUGGGGGUGGAAAAUACCGUGAUAGCAAUGCUGUACGAAUCCGUCCUGGUGAAGGGAGGAAGAGGAUUGUUCCUGGGAGUUCAGCCGCAUUCAAACCGGCGAACCACCUUAACCGAAAUGGACGGGAAAGCGGCCCAGUUCGUGCCCAAGGCAAGACCCAGCCAACUGCAUUACCCGAGAAGAAUCGCCCUCGUCUAGAUGAGCCAUUCGAUUUUGACCAGGCAACCCGUCCGAACAAACGGCCACGCAAUAAUGAACACGCCAGACCUCGUGAUGCAAUUGGGAAGAGGGCCACUCAGUUGUCUCUUCAAACUUCUCCCCAGCGUCGAGUUUCGCCUGUAUCAAGUGAGACUUCAGGCAAAAUAGAACGAAACGUCAUACCACGCCAACAGGAAGAGUACCGUCAAGUGGAGGAAUACAUGAAAAUGCACAGAAACCAUCCUCGGAGUCGGCACAAUCGACGCAGACCCAACCAGUCCGAAAUUCCAGACGAAGUGUUCACCUCACAAGCUGCCAAAGAGAGACGUGCCGCAGUGGAACUUGCAGCGGAUUUUUCUGAACGGGAGCACGUGCCGAAAUUGAAUGUCAGAUCAAAAUCGCCGCAGAGAGUUGCACAUUCACGGGAAAGUCCCGAUGUUUUACAAGGCGAUAUCACGAUCCCAAGGUUACCGAAACCUACGACCACCAAACAAAUAUCAGGUCGCCAGAAUCCGAAUAAUGAGCCGUCUCCGUCCCCGUCUCGAAAACGCUCGCCGAGUGAUAUCCAACCUACCGAUUUCACCAGUUCCCCCAUUCAAGGCUCUAAGAGGGCCAAGCGCAGUCACAAAUUUUCCACUAGGUUUGAGGUUAAGUACCUUCGAUUUGGCCCUUUCAAGAAGCAGCCCCAUGCAGAGGAACCGCUGGUCUUUCAUGUUGACCAGAAUCAGGAGAAGAUUCAGCUGGGUAGAAUAAUCUGCGACUCUGAUGAACAUGAAAAUGCCAGUAUCGAACUGCGCCGCAUCAUUGGGGCACUGUUGGGGGAUAGUGAGAGUCAUAAAAUCCGCUUGAAGCUCGCUAGAAAGAGAAAUUCUCAGCUUUGGUCCGAGAAAAAAAUCAACAAGAUCCAAAUCAAACCCUCUGUGUUUAUGGACCGGGCUUUUGAUCAUUAUGGAAUCAAAAUGGCAGAACUCAGCAGAGAACCCAAAAUGUCUUUUAUCGAAGCCGCCCCCUCUGAGCGCGAACGCACCCGGCAACCGCCUACCCGUCAAAAAAUAUCAUCUACCCUACAGGGAGAUAGCGAAGAUCUCCGAGAGAAGACGGAUCACAUCAAUAGGAACAAACUGGCUGAACCUCUCGCAAAGCGUGGCGUUGAGGACGAUGCUUCGAAAAUCCAGCGGGUCGAAAAUGAAAAAGGAGAGGAAAUUCCAGUUAAGAAGUUCCAACCAAAACCUGAAACAGAGAGACAGACACGUUCGACGGGCCGACGCUCGACUCGACUUUCUGAUCUAUUUAAAAACGACGACGACGGCAGCACCGACUUGUUCAGCAAGUAUCCUCUCAAAGAAGACCCUUUCCGAAAGGAAUGGAAGCAACCAUUGGUAUAUCCUCAAAAUGGAAAGAAGAAAGCCGAAGUCACGGUCGAAGACCGCGAUCGACUGCGUGAUGACGAAUUCCUUAACGACAACCUGAUCGCAUUCUACAUGCGCUUUUUGCAAGAUCACAUGGAACGAACGAAUCCCGAGGCCGCGAAACAGGUCUACUUCUUCAACUCUUAUUUCUACGAUACGCUCACGAAGACACCUCGGGGUCAACGUGGAAUCAACUAUAGCGGCGUCGCGAAGUGGACACGAAACGUCAAUCUGUUUGAGUAUAAUUACGUCGUUGUACCUAUCAACCAGAGUGCGCAUUGGUAUGUUGCUAUCAUUUGUAACCUGCCGAAGCUACUGGGUGAAACCGAGGCAAUUGAAGCCAAGCCCGACGUGGAAGAGUCUGCAUCUUCCAACGACAAGAGUCCCCUCAACCAGACAGAAAGCGAAGAAGAUCAACGGAAUCUCCAGCUUCGCAAAGUGCACGUGCUUGCCUUGCCUCUAUGUCCCUUGAAAAUGAGAGUGGGCCUGGAGCAACCGAAGACUCGUCAGGAGAACCGGGGAAAGAACCUCCACGAGAAGAGAAGCAAGCCAACGAGACCGAGACCGACAAGGGUACAGAUUCGAAGGAACCCAGUUCUUCCGACGAAUGGCCUGCAGAAGACGACCACCACACCCCGCCCCCCCAAGCUUUCCACAACUUCUCUAAAGUCGAAACCCACCGGUCCCACACCAGAUCCUCUCCCCGCAUCCCAAACCCCAACAACCAAAAAGAAAGGAAAAGGCGGCCAAAAAUAUGACCCGGACCAAACCACAAUCAUCACAUUCGACUCACUCGACCUAGCCCGCUCACCCACAGUCCGAAUACUGCGCGAUUACAUUUGCGAAGAAUCCUCUUCCAAACGAGGAAAGGGCGUAGAACCAAAAGACAUCAAAGGCAUGCGAGCCCGUCAAAUCCCGCUCCAGCCCAACUUUUCCGACUGCGGCCUCUAUCUCCUGGCCUACCUGGAGAAAUUCGUGCAAGACCCGGAUCAAUUUAUCACGAAGCUCCUUCAGCGCGAAAUGGAUGAAAAGGAUGACUGGCCUCCAUUGGGCUCGGGUUUGCUUCGACAACGUCUUCGCGAUUUCCUUGACCAGUUGUAUCGAGAGCAGGAACGGGUCAAGGCAGGCAAGUGUGGUGCUGGUCCUGCUGGUCCGAAGCAGGAAUUUCUCGCAGACCAACAACCAAUCUCACAUCUACUGGGCCCGUCAAGUUCCAGUGAAGCGGACGUUGAGAAAAAGGUCGACAAAUCGCCAGAGAAAACUAAGACUGGUGAUGGUUCUGAGAAAAAGGAGGCGAGCGAAAAUCUUCCCGAGAAGUCUCGUCGCAGCGAUUCGGAGAGUGACUCGGAUGACAGUUCAACGGUAGACCAGCUUCAAUUGGUACCUACAGGUACCGCCCCGACUGUGUCGAUGACUAUAUCAUCAGCGCCUUCUGGUAAAGAUCGUUCCAAAAACGACUCGCGUCAGAAGAAAGAUGAAGAAGUCGUCGAGGUACCAGACAGUCAAGAAGCGAAACGGGACCCUUCUCCCAUCCCCUCCGAAGCUCAACCUCCAAAGACCGAGAAGAAGAAAGGGAAAGCAGACGAGCCUUCUAAAGGCAAGAAGUCUGAUCUCAGCAAAAAGAACCCGACUCCCACUGUAGAGAUCCAGAUUCGGGCAACACCUCCUCCGCCCUCCAGCCCUGGAAAAGUAAGAAAGAGUCCUCGCGGGGAAGAGAGAAACGUUGAUUUCAUCCGAUUCAUUUUGAAUCCCCCCCUUCUCUCUCUUCUUUCUCAUACCAGCAUCUUCAGCACAAUACCAUUUGUUUAUUUCUAUGCACUUAUCUAG
Messenger RNA from Penicillium waksmanii, 3870 nucleotides. RefSeq lists its product as uncharacterized. Gene Ontology annotation, biological process: protein desumoylation. NCBI's taxonomy places the organism in Eukaryota, Fungi, Ascomycota, Eurotiomycetes, Eurotiales, Aspergillaceae. The transcript has 8 exons. The record is from RefSeq and is a predicted model, not a curated record. Bases 1 to 3870 code for a protein of 1289 amino acids. Gene Ontology annotation, cellular component: nucleus; cytoplasm. Gene Ontology annotation, molecular function: SUMO-specific endopeptidase activity.